CUGCUCAGUCGUGCUCCAAGCGGCGAGCGGACCACAUCUGCAUUUGUACGUCAAAACCACGGUCAACACCGCCGGCUGCGACCCUCUGCAACCCCUUGAGUGCGUCUUCGUGACAAUGCAAAAUUGGAUCGGCGUCUUGCGACUGUGACAGUUCCGCACGCAUCUCGAAAGUGCUCUCGUGUGGCUACGGUUCUCGGCCAGCAUGUGCUUCCUCGCUUAGAGCGCAGUACGAUCCAGUGUGUCCGUUCGGAUUAUGUACCAUAGUUUAUCUAGUUCUGCUGGAGUGUUGCAAUCGACCACGGUUCGCGGAGAGCGGAUGAAGAGGAUGUCAGACGGCUUUUCUGGAGGUGCCAGGGCGCUGCUCCUCGUCGCACUCGCCCUUUCACCGAUCAACACAGGUACGAGACAAAAAGCGACAAAAAUGAAGGAUUGUCAUUACUCUUUGCUGCUGGCAAGCGGCCGCCGUCUCCUCCUCUUAUUGAUUGCCGCCGCCUGCAGUGGACUAGUGGAGGGCGCGUACAACACCAACUCGGGACACAACGCUCUGCAACCAGCGGCCGUACCACCACCGCCACCCCCACAACGUCCCUUGGGACCCAACGAUCCUUAUUUCGACCCUCUUACUCCCCGAAACGUGACUGCCCUGGUCGGAAAAUCAGCUUAUCUGACCUGCAGGGUGCGCAACUUGGGCAAUAAAACGGUGUCGUGGAUCAGGCACCGGGACAUCCACAUUCUGACGGUGGCCGGCUACACUUACACGAGCGACCAGCGCUUCCAGGCCAUCCAUCACCGCGAGACCGACGAAUGGACGCUGCAGAUCAAGUGGGCGCAGAAAAGGGACGCCGGAGACUACGAGUGUCAAAUCAGCACGCAACCCCACCGCAGCUACUUCGUCACACUCAACGUAGUUGGUGGAUUUAACAAAGACUCGCGUCGGCAGCAACAGCUACUCACCCCUCCACAUGCCUACAAACGGCCCUCGAUCUAUGACGACCUGAACUUAAUGUUUCGCGAUCAAGUGCCGACAGCAGAGAUUUUAGGAGCACCUGACUUGCACGUUGACAAAGGCAGCACAAUCAAUCUCACCUGUAUCAUCAAGUACAGCCCUGAACCACCGGCAUACAUUUUCUGGUAUCACCAUGACGAGGUGAUCAGCUACGACUCGCAGCGCGGCGGCGUGAGCGUCAUCACCGAGAAAGGGGAUGUGACAACCAGCUACCUUCUCAUCCAGCACGCCGAGCUGACUGACUCUGGAAAAUACUCCUGCAGUCCGUCAAACGCUGAUGUUGCCAGUGUUCGAGUUCACGUGCUCAAUGGAGAGCGGCCAGCCGCAAUGCAGACGGGCUCGGCGGGCUUGUCUAACAGCUCGGUGAACGUGGUCGUGCUGAUGAUGGUGUGCCUGGUGCACUCGCUAGUGUCAGAAUCGCUUAUACUGAGCAUCGCAGGUCGACGUCGGCCGUCUGUGACCAACAGGUAAUCGACGAAGAGAGCCAAGGACACUCGUGAGAAGCAGCACUGACAUUGCCACGAUUCUAUUUUUUACCCAGACGGACUUGUUUCUAUCGAGGAUAAGUGACAGAGUAGUGAAACGAUUUGUGCGCGAUUCAAGGAAGGAAGGUGUGGAGUUUAUUAUAAAAGGUAGCAAAGUUUUUUGUUUGAAAUUCAUGAAAAAGACACGUGAAUAAGGUCAGGAAGAGUGUUUUGAUAUUAUGAUUAUAUUAAUAUGAAAAAACAGCUGGAAAUACAUGUAUAAUAUUUCAUCUCAAGAAUAUGUCUGUCGUGCGGAAACGGAAAUGCAAAUUGUGCAUAAAAUUAUUGAGGAAAAUAAUUUUUGGCGUGCAGAGUGAGUGGCGUUAGACCAGACGAGUAUGGGUGUUAUGAAUACAUGUAAGUGUGUGGUGCGACAAAACUAGUCAAUCAAUGUUACAGAUUGUUAUGGUCUAUUCAAAAAGUCUCGACUGUCUAUACAUUUUAUUUCACGUCACAUAGAAAUCUUGAGGCCACCAACUAUAUGAGGGAAACUGUAUUUAUGGUAAAAAUUUGUGUCAAAUUUAUGAUGUACUCGUGCUGCUUUUUGGUGAGGAUCAGAAUUAAUUUGUGUCACACGGACUGUCUCCUGGAUAAUUGCGAUGUAUACAGUUUAUGAUUGCUCAAAAUUUGCAAAUGUUCAAAUUUCAUUCCACAAUCUUGUACAUAAAUUGCGAAAUAAAGUGAAUCAGUAAAAAGAGUUCCCUCGCUGGUGUGCCGAUUCGAAAAGAUGCAAAAUUGACAAUUAUUUUGUACCUGUUAAACUAACUAACCCGAGGAGAGCGAAUAUUACAAACGUUCUGACGCAUUCAAGAUUUCGCUGCGCUUGCAGGAGUCGAUUUACGUGCAGGAUCAGCGGCGAGUUCCCUUACAAUGAGAUGUCGUGUGUAAAAUGCAACGGAAAUAUCCCUGUAGUUUUAACUGUUCUGCCCUCCUCCCGCCCCCACACGUCUCCUUUCGCAAACGUGUAACUUUUUAUAUAAGCCUGCUGUCCAUCUUUCACGAAAAGGAAGAGCGAGAGAUGUCUGCCGAGGAGGAGCGCGCAAAACGACGAAAAAAUAAACGAGGGCUGCUGAGGAAGAAUGCUUGAAAAGUGUAAUACCUUUAUGUCGACGUUAUACCAAGAAAAACUACUGUUCUGUUGUUCAAA
Messenger RNA from Cloeon dipterum, 2677 nucleotides. RefSeq names its product myosin light chain kinase, smooth muscle-like. The coding region runs from base 254 to 1477 and encodes 407 amino acids. The record is from RefSeq and is a predicted model, not a curated record. Gene Ontology annotation, biological process: synapse organization. The transcript has 8 exons. Gene Ontology annotation, cellular component: neuron projection membrane. Lineage: Eukaryota; Metazoa; Arthropoda; Insecta; Ephemeroptera; Baetidae.